Molecule: messenger RNA, 1491 nt
Organism: Oldenlandia corymbosa var. corymbosa
Lineage: Eukaryota; Viridiplantae; Streptophyta; Magnoliopsida; Gentianales; Rubiaceae
Source: the annotation of a GenBank genome assembly
UACCAAACAAACACACUUAGUUAUUAUACUCUCUCCUCUCUCAAAAGUAUCCAUGGCUUCCGGUAGUGGUGGUCCGGCGGCAACCCAUAAAAGCCGCCGCCACCACCACCACCACCGAAUUGAGCCAAUACCAGCUUAUGACGACCACCACCACCACCACCACGGCGGUGCUGCUUCCGCCGACACAACCGCAUUUUCAGCUCCACUGAUUUUCCGGCCAAAAUCAACUCCUCGCCGGAAUAAUAAUAACCCAUCCUUAUCUUCAUCAUCAUCAUUCUCGUCACUUAAUUCGUCAUCAUCUUCUAAUGGGUCACUCUCAUUAAGCUCUCUUACACUUCCAGAUGAUUCUCCGUUUAGUACUCCGGCUAGAACUCCUCUUAGCAGAUUUUCCGGCGUACCCUUCUCUUGGGAGCAAAUUCCGGGAAAACCCAAGAACGAGGAAGCCACAAAAAAGCAAGACUCAGCACAAUCAAGUCUUCUUCUUCUUCCAUUGCCACCGGCAAAUAACAACAACAAUUCUUCUUCCUUCAGGAAGAACAGCAAUAAAGAAAUAGCCAUGAUUGACAAUUUGGUGAGCAAUAUUUCUCCAAGAAAAUCUUCCUACGACCCGAAUGAAAGCUUCAGAAAAGACCCAUUUUUCGCAGCAUUUGUUGAAUGCUCUAAGGACGAUGUUCAUCUUCACCGGAAAUACUGGAACGGGUCAUUAUCAUCUCCAUCAACAAAAAUGGUUCCGGCGAAAAGUAAUUUAAUUGGUCGUUUUGGAUUCAUCAAUAUGUAUUCUUCUUGCAAAAUGAGUUGUGGAGUUGCAGAAUCCAUGGUUUUAGUUCCGAGAAGAAGAUCAUCUAGAGCUUAUAAUUUGAUCAAUCGCCGCUCAAUUUAGCUGAAAAAAAAAAUGUUAGCUGAAUUAGUAGUACGGGCAGGAAGCAUCAUCCAUAUUGUCCAUAGAUAAGUGUAUGUUUUUUUUUUUUUGUUUUCUUCUAUGAAAUUACUCUGUUUUACUCUGUUUUCAGUCUCCAAUGGAUAAAUUAUACUUUACUUUCUUUUUCUUUCUGGCCCCCCUUUUUUUUGGGGGGGAAAAGACACUUUUACGUUGGUUACUUCAGAAAAUUUCAGAUACGUUCUUUUGAGCUGUAGACUGUAUAUUGUGAAAUAGCCGUUUAAUUCUGAUUAUCGAUAUGGUAGCAUAGCAUGCAUACUUAAACCAAAUUAAAGAAAAAAAAAUAGAGUUGUACGUAGUAAUACUCCUGAUGUUAGUGGUUUUGUUAAAGAAAAAGAAUGUCGAUUUCUUUGAAAUUUGGACUAUGAAUGUCGGGUUCAGGUCCAAACAAUAAUCGACGCUAAUAAUCUUGAUAUCAUGUGUUUGAGUUUUUAGCGAGCGUUGUACAUUAUUUUGAUAACACUUGAGUUGUAUUUUACAUUCAUUUCACAAUAUAGUCUAUCGUAUAUAGUAAUUGAGCAAACUGAAGAUUGCAAAAACAAAAUGGAACAAAU